Molecule: messenger RNA, 1935 nt
Organism: Helicoverpa zea (corn earworm)
Lineage: Eukaryota; Metazoa; Arthropoda; Insecta; Lepidoptera; Noctuidae
Product: E3 ubiquitin-protein ligase TRAIP-like
Exons: 9
Coding region: 236-1564 (442 amino acids)
Molecular function (GO): zinc ion binding
Source: RefSeq, a predicted model, not a curated record
UUUAUCAGAUUUUGCGUUAAUGUUUUCUAUUGUUAUUGUUUUACUCCGAAAUCUAUAUAAAUACUCGAUUAGUUGGUGUUUAAGUGAUAUGUUUAGAAAUAUAAUUUGUUGUAAUAAUUUCUUAUGCAAGACUGUUAAGUUGUGAGACUGUUUCGUUAAUAAAAUGUAGGUAGAAUGCCUCCGACAUAUUUAUAAGGAUUUAAAGUAUAAUCUUCAUUAUUUAUCAAAAAUCAAGAUGAAUAUUUUAUGCACUAUAUGCAGUGAUCUAGUGAAUCAAGCUGAAAGCAUAUAUGUAACAAAAUGUGGUCACGUGUUUCACCAUCAUUGUCUCUCUCAGUGGAUAGAAAGAUCGAAAACCUGCCCACAAUGCAGGAACAAAGUGACGGACAAGUGUAUGUUCCGUCUUUACCCAACAGUUUCCAACGAGAAUAAUAGUGAAAAUGCGGCAACACUGCAGUCGAGGUUGGACGAUGCUGAGCUGCAGUUAAGGCAGCAACGAGUCAAGUAUAAGGAGAAGGAGGAUAAGCUUGUGAUUGCUAAUGCGGACUUGAAGAGACAGGAUGACCUUCUGAAAUCAUAUGAGAAGCGUUUAGUAAGCUUUGACUCAAAGGUGCUGGCUCUGCGUGAACAGCUAGAGUUCUCCAACAUACAGAACAAGGAGAUGCAGCGGGUUAAAGAGGAAAAUGAGAGCUUGAAGAAGAAUAUGCAGACGUUAAAUGGUCUGCAAAAGGUGCUCAACGCUACUAGUGAUGAUGUGGAGCAGAUGUUACACAGCUACUCCGAUGCACGCACUAUUGCUACCUUUGCUACUGCACUUAAAAGAGCUCUUUGCGAGUCCGAAGCGAAAAAGAAUGAGACUCGUGACCGACUUCACGCGGCCAAACAAAAGCUCGCUUUGGAGAAGAAAAAUAAUGACGAUCUACAGAACAAAAUCAUAGAAUUACACGACGAACUCGUACAAGCUCAAUCAAAGUACGAGCAACUGAACGCAGAAGUACAAGAACGCAACUCCCGGCAGGAGGACAAGCGCGUGCACGUGGUGACGGCGGAGAUCGAGUCGCCGCCUAAAGAGAAACACGUGGUGCUGGACACUGAUAGCUGCAAUAAUAGUUUUAACACAAUGGUGAAUAACAUAGAGACAUCAGAUUCUCCAUACUUGAGCCUGAAGCAAGGCAACAUGUUCGCGCUCACGGCGUUACAGCGAGCUCCUCUCAAGCUACCUGAUAAAGUCAAGCCAUCAGAGCAACUCUACUUGAACUCAAUCAAAAACGCCACCAAGAAGCGUUUAGGAGAAAAAUCCAACACGUUGAGCACGAAACACAGCAUUUUCCACAAAAAGGAGCCGAUGAAACUCGAAGCACGUGACGACAACGUAACCAGUAGUAUGGAUAUUACCUACGACGGUUUAGGAGGUCAUUCCAAACCAGACAUCUUUCCCGUACCCAAUAGAACCCCGGUCAAAAGCUGUAUACCAAAGUUGUCGGCUAAACAUAAGUUGAAACGGCCUAACCCGACAGGUAGUCAGGAUAUCGAGAAAAUGCUCAAAAAGGUCAAGAAUAAAUAAAGGUUGGAUGUUUUUGAAUUUGUUGUAAGUACAUGCCCCUUAUUUUUUAACUUGUAGUGUAGCAGUAUUUAUUUGGAAAUGAAAUGGUAGGUUGUGUUUUAAAAACAAUGGCAACACUGAUUCAGUAUUGCCAGUUAAACAUUUAACAUAAUAAUUAAAAUGAUGAAGUUAUUUUUAGUAUCAAGUUUUCUCUAAAUCUAAGUUAUCUGUAUAAUAUAUUAUUGUUUGAAUUAUUUAAUUUUACAAAAAAAUAAGGGGCCUCAUUAAGUCAUCACACAUAUACUAAUCAUAUUAAUAUUACAUAAACUCACCGUCUAAAUGUAUUAGAAAUUAAAUAAAAAGUGAAAGUAGGUAUAAAGCUGUAAGCUUAU